Messenger RNA from Condylura cristata (star-nosed mole), 3274 nucleotides. It is a transcript of the gene CD101, whose product is annotated as CD101 molecule. Bases 1 to 3051 code for a protein of 1016 amino acids. The transcript has 9 exons. The record is from RefSeq and is a predicted model, not a curated record. NCBI's taxonomy places the organism in Eukaryota, Metazoa, Chordata, Mammalia, Eulipotyphla, Talpidae.
AUGGCACUCAUCCCACGAGUGGCAUCUUUCUUCCUCUUUCUGACUAAGCUCAGCAUUGGCCAGAGACAAGUAACAAUCCAGAAAGGACCGCUGUAUCGAGCUGAAGGUUACCCCGCCAGCAUUGGCUGCCAGGUAGCAGGCUACAGGGGGCCGUCAGAGCAGCAGUUCCAGUGGUCUAUUUAUCUGCCCAACGCCCCCACUCAGGAAAUCCAGAUCAUCAGCACCUUCGAUGCUUCCUUCACUUAUGCGAAGUAUGGGCAGAGGGUUCGCAAUGGGGAAAUCUACGUGGAGAGGCUCGGGGACAGCUCUGUCUUGUUGCACAUCUCAAAGCUGCUGGCAAAGGACUCUGGCGAGUAUGAGUGUCACACACCCAACACCGACGAGCAAUACUACGGGAAUUAUAGUGCGAAGACCAAUCUCAUCGUGAUUCCAGAUACCCUCUCUGCUACCAUGAGAGCACAGACACUCAGCAAAGAGGAAGAUGAAGCAUUAGAACUCACCUGUGAGGCAUCCAAAGCCACCGCUCAGCAUACUCACCUCUCUCUCACCUGGUCCCUAAAGCGAGAUGGAGAACAAAACCAAGCCACCAAGAUUAUUUCUCUCUCCAGAGAUUUCACAUUGGAGCCUGGGCCUUUGUAUGCAAAAAGGUUUGCGGCUGGUAAAAUGGGGCUUGACAAACUUGGGGUAGACACCUUCAGGCUGUCCAUAGAGAGACUGCAGCCCUCAGAUCAGGGCCAGCUGUUCUGUGAAGCAACUGAAUGGAUUCAGGACCCGGAUAAGAACUGGACUCCCAUCACGAGAAAGCACACAAAGCAAGUAACCCUGAGGAUACAGCCGGCAGUGAGAGAUUUUCAAGUGCACAUUAAGGCUGAGAGCACCUUUACUGAAGGCAAAUCCUUAGAACUGGUUUGUCUGGUAGUGGGCAGUGGCUGGAACCCACAGCUUCAGGGCAUUUGGUUCUUCAAUAACGAUGAAAUUGCCCGCAUUGAUGCUGGUGGAGUUCUGGGCUUGAAGAAAGACUACAGCAAGAGAGCGAGUCAAGGACUAUUCCAGGUAUCAAAGUUAAGCCCCAAGAAUUUCUCACUCAACAUCUUCUCUGUUGGGCCGGAGGAUGAAGGUACCUACAGAUGUGAAGUGUCAGAGAUGGAGAGAGUUCAGACAGGCUCCUGGCAAGUACUGAAGCAAAAGCAGUCACCAGAACAUCAAGUGCACCUGAAGAAACCAACAGCUAGGACUGUGAUGGUGUCUACCAACAGCAAGCAGCAGGCCGUGUGGGAAGGAGAGCCGCUCGCCCUUCUCUGCCAGGUGGAUGGGCCCGAGAGUGCCCUGUCUGUGAGCUGGUUCCACACCCCGAAGCUCCAGGCACAGCCAGAUUUGGUGGCCUGUAUGGCACAGGAUGGCACUGUGGAACUGGGAUCCAACAACCGUAGCAACGUAAGGCUGGAGAAGAGGAACUGGGCCAUCUUCCAGCUGGACAUCACCUCCACCGCUGUCACAGAUGGUGGCCUGUACGAGUGCAGAGUGUCUGAGAGGACCCGGAGCCGGACCCAUGAUCUGCACUGGUCUGGGACCACGUUGGUCACUGUCAACUCUCUGGGGCCAAGUUUGCAAAUUAUCCUAGUUAGCCGGCAACCACAAGUGCAGUUAGCCAACACCUUCGACCUGUCCUGCUUGGUGAAGGCUGACUACUCUGACCUCACCCUCCCAGUCACGGUGACCUGGCAGUUCCAGCCAACGGAGUCUCGAGAUUAUCGCCAGUUUAUUCGAAUCACCCAUAAUGGCACUAUUGAAUGGGACGAUUCCCUGCCCCAGUUCCAAAGGAAGACGAAGGUUUCACAGUCUCCAUUUCGCUCUCAACUCCUCAUCCAUGAUGCCACCGAGGAAGAGGCAGGAAUGUAUCAGUGCAAGGUUGAAGUUUACGACAAAAAUUCCCGACACACAGAGGGCCCGGGGAGGGCCUCUGCCUCUUCUCACCCCUUGAGGAUAGAUGUCACAUUGCCAGAGAGCAGACUCAAAGUCAAUGUCAGCAGUCAAGCCCGCGAAGUCGUCAUCAGCUCCAACACUGUCAUAGAAUGCGGCAUCUUGUCCCGGUCAACUGGAAACCUUCAUUUAGCCAUUAAUUGGUACUUUUCUCCCACUGCUACUAAUGCAAACUGGCAGAGUCUUCUGGAAAUGGACCAGACCAGUGUCGUCAAAUACACAGCUGACUUUCACAAUCCACAGAGAAAGCAAAAAUUCCACCCCGAGAAAGUUUCCCAAGAUUUGUUUCAGCUCCACAUUCUGGGCGUGGAGGAUGGGGACCAGGGUGCGUACCGCUGCACGGUGCAGGAAUGGCUUCUGUCCACCCAAGGAACCUGGUAUAAGCUUGGAGAAGCAGCCUCAGGCCUCACAGAACUGAAGCUCAGGCCCACAGGAAGUGAGAUACGCGUGUCCAAGGAGCCCUGGACAGGAAAUGUCACAGAGCACAGCGAGGUGGUCCUGCGCUGCAGCCUGGAGAGCUCGCACAGCUCGGCCUCCCAGUUCUCCGUGAGUUGGUUCUGGGGCCGGGAGCCGCCCCAAAGCCAGGAGCUGGCUCACCUGCAGCACGACGGCCUGCUGCGCUACCGCGAGGGGGCGCCGCAGAGCACCCGCCUGCUCUGCUACCGCGCCUCGGCCGCAGACUUCGUGCUGACGCUGCGCCCGGUGGCCCUCGCCGACGCAGGCAGGUACUGGUGCCGCGUGACAGAGUGGCAGCUCCACGGAAACCCCGGCAAGUGGGUCGGCCUAGCGUCCGACGAGUCGCAGCCCAUGGCGCUCGCCGUGCUGCCUGCAGAGUCUACGCUGCCCUCCAGGAUCUGCUCCUCAGAGCCUUUGCUCUACUUCCUGCUCAUCCUGCCCUUCAUUCUACUCAUCCUGCUGCUCGCCUCCCUGGUCUACUUGUACUGGAAGAUCCGAAGGCUGGCAACACUCAGCUGCAGUGCGCAGAAGGAGCAGGUCCUGUGGGUGGACAUGAAGAGGACCGGCGGCGACACCCUGAGCAGGAGCAGGGAGGAAGAUGAGGACGACAGCUGAAGCCUGUGAGCUGCAGGUGCCUGCAGGCCUCGGGCUGCAUGAGUGGGACGUGGGGCUUGGCUGACCUGGCGCGCCCCUCUCUGCCUGUGGCCGGGCUCCCUGGAAGCAGAGGGGCGCGUGUGGGGCCCCCGAGCGGGCAUCGAUCGAGCACCUGCGCGAUGCCAGUUCUGCUCAGUGUUUCUCUGUGUGGGGAGCACCUCGGUCCCUGGCAGGCCCCCAGGAG